Cherax quadricarinatus is the source of this 573-nucleotide messenger RNA. The record is from RefSeq and is a predicted model, not a curated record. NCBI's taxonomy places the organism in Eukaryota, Metazoa, Arthropoda, Malacostraca, Decapoda, Parastacidae.
AUGUGUACGAAGAAGAAAAAUGUGUACGAAGAAGAAAAUGUGUACGAAGAAGAAAAAUGUGUACGAAGAAGAAAAAUGUGUACGAAGAAGAAAAAUGUGUACGAAGAAGAAAAUGUGUACGAAGAAGGAAAUGUGUACGAAGAAGAAAAAUGUGUACGAAGAAGAAAAAUGUGUACGAAGAAGAAAAUGUGUACGAAGAAGAAAAUGUGUACGAAGAAGAAAAAAGUGUACGAAGAAGAAAAUGUGUACGAAGAAGAAGAUAUGGGCGACAGUUUUGACACGCUGCUCACUCACCUGGGAACCGGAAAGUGGAAUAUUCUCUACAUCUUAACUUCUUCCUUUAGGUUCCUGCUAUCACCCAGCCAGUCACUGAGUGGCGUAUAUCUGGCUCCAGCAGUCGACUUCACAUGUAUACCAAAUCCAGAUCACAACUUGAUUAAAAUCUCACCUGACUCUUGUAGUUAUAUGGCGAGCAAUACGUCAUCAGGAAGCUUGGAGAAGGUAGCCUGCACCGAUUUUAACUUUGACACCUCCGUAUUCACUUCAACACUAACAUCGGAGGUCAGCAACUAA